Messenger RNA from Mobula hypostoma (lesser devil ray), 4440 nucleotides. RefSeq names its product protein-glutamine gamma-glutamyltransferase K-like. The transcript has 14 exons. Gene Ontology annotation, biological process: peptide cross-linking. The record is from RefSeq and is a predicted model, not a curated record. NCBI's taxonomy places the organism in Eukaryota, Metazoa, Chordata, Chondrichthyes, Myliobatiformes, Myliobatidae. Gene Ontology annotation, molecular function: protein-glutamine gamma-glutamyltransferase activity. Bases 858 to 3095 code for a protein of 745 amino acids.
AAAUGGCACCUUCUCUCACACCCCCCCUUCCUUCUCAGCGAUUCUGUCACCCUGCCUGUCCCCAUCGGUAGGGCGGUGACGAUCCUACACUGCCCUACCCCACGGCACCCUUCCAUUCCUGACCCCAUUCUAAGUUCACUCCUGUUACGUUUAAACAUGACGGAGUUCCCGCGUCCCGCCCCGAACCGACCCUCCCCUUUAAAUCGAGGCCUGCCAAGGUCCCAGCUGUCAUCUUGGUCACAGCCUUCCCACCCCGAACUCAUUUCAGUCGCUACUGAGCCACGGGGAUCCGCGUCCAGGGAGAGCGGCCGCUGACACGCGCUUUGCCAGCAAACUCUUCAGGGACUGAAAAAGAAAAUCCUAAUUAUUUUUGCCCAGGGUGGAAUCUGUUCUUGACGCAGCCUGUCCGCGGCCACGGCGUUGCAAUUAAUCUGUUAUCUCUCUCCAACUCUCUCUCUCUGAAAAGCAGGAUAAAAUUUAUUCCUGGAACCCUGCAUAGUUCUGCAAAGUUUGGAAAACUUCCACCGUCCAGAAGCGUUCUGUGUGGUUCUGUAGAUGUUUUGUAGAGUGCACUACAGUUCGGUUUCGAAAAGUUUUUAGGAGUUCUGAAAAGUUCCGAGAAGUAAAAGUUCUGAAAUGAAAGUUCUAAACAUUCUGAAAAGUCGUGAAAGGUUUUGAAGAUUUCUGAAAAGUUUUUAAAGUUGAGAAUAUUUUGAAAAAAAAAGUUACUUUUCGAAAGUUUCAAACAAAACUUUUCUUCGGAGAGUUGACAGAGCGGACUGAGGAGGGUUCUGUGGGGCUGAGGCCGGUGUUGGCAGAAGAUCUGAAAGGGCUGUCCCCUUCUCCGUUUGUCACCGAUGACUCGAGGUACCGAGGUGGGGAGGCGGCCGGAGGCGGCGAUCGGACCGGGCGGACCGGGGACAAAGCCGGCGGCGCCGCUGGGACCCUGGCAACGAUGCCUGCGUUGUCUCAGCGGUUGCAGCCCGUGUUUCAAGAAAAGCAGCGGGAACUACGAUAUGGGCGGGGACCGGCAGGACGGAGCGUCGACAGCGGUGGAUGAAGGAGCGGGCCAGCAGGUCACCUCCCUGGACCUUCAGGCCGGAGACAACAAGGAGAGACACCACACCCAGGACUUCGACUAUGAGGAGCUGAUCAUUCGCCGGGGCUUCCCCUUCCAGAUGGGGGUGACCCUCAGCUGCCCCUUUGACCGCCAGUCCGACCCCCUGCAGAUGGAGCUCAGCACUGGCAACAACCCCCAGCUGGCAAAGGGGACUCUGGUGGUGUUGACUCUGGACAGUGAGCCGGAGCCAGGGGAAUGGGCUCUGGCACUGAAGGCGAUUAGCGAUGGGGGCCGCACGCUCGCCCUCACCGUCCAUGUUCCUGCGGACUGUCCCAUCGGACGAUACCGACUUUCCGUCUCGGCGAGGGCGGGACAGAAGCAGGAGGCUGCUCUCUACGUACUUUUCAACCCCUGGUGCACAGCCGACGUGGUGUACAUGGAGGGGGAGAAGGAGAAGGCGGAGUACGUCCUGAACGAGUCUGGACGAAUCUACUACGGGACAGAGACGCAGAUCGGGGUCAGGACGUGGAACUUCGGACAGUUUUCCCAAGGCAUCCUGGAGGCCUCCCUGAAGAUCCUAGAGAAAGGUCAGAUUCCGGUGACGGGAUGGAGGAACGCAAUCAGUGUCGUACGCACAGUCUCCGCCAUGGUGAAUUCGCAGGAUGACGCGGGGGUCCUGGUGGGGAACUGGUCGGGUGAUUACUCGGGUGGGACGUCUCCGACCAGUUGGGUGGGAAGUGUGGAGAUCCUGCUCCAGUACCUCCGCACGGGAUCAGUCUGCUACGGCCAGUGCUGGGUCUUCUCAGGGGUCACGACCACAGUGCUGCGAUGUCUAGGGAUCCCCACCCGUCCAGUGACCAACUUCUCCUCAGCCCACGACACCGACGUCAGCCUCACCACCGACGUCUUCCUGGACGAGGACCUGAAGCCCCUCGAGGAGAUGAACUACGACUCCAUCUGGAACUUCCACGUCUGGAACGACUGCUGGAUGGCUCGGCCAGAUCUGCCGGCGGGACAUGGCGGCUGGCAAGCCGUUGACGCCACUCCCCAGGAGACCAGCUCAGGCAUUUACUGCUGCGGUCCUGCCUCGCUGGAAGCUGUCCGCAAUGGGCUGGUCUACCUGACGUAUGAUGCUCCUUUCAUCUUCGCUGAGGUGAACAGUGACAAGGUCUUCUGGCAGAGACAGACGAACGGCCAGUUCAAGAAGCUGCUGGUGCAGCAGAAGGUGGUGGGUCACAAGAUCAGCACGAAGGCGGUGGGUUCCGACGAGAGGGAGGACAUCACCCACCUCUACAAGUAUCAGGAAGGUUCGGAUGAGGAGCGGAUCGCCGUGGAAACGGCCUGUCGCCACGGCAGCCGGCCCAACACUUACGAGAAUGGGCGAGUGCGGGGCGAGGUGGGGGCAGAGGUGUCCGCUCCGGACGACGUAGAGAUGGGUCAGGACUUUGCAUUGACCGUGAAGCUGAGGAACAGCAGUGCCGAGACCCGCACCCUGGUGCUCUUCGUCCAGGCGGCCGUCAUGUUCUACACCGGCGUCUGCAAGGCGCCCUUCCACAGGGACCGGCGCGACUUCCUGCUGGAGCCCAACCAUGAGAUGGAGGUGAAGCUGGACUUCAAGCAGGACGAAUACCUGGAGCAGCUGGUGGACCAGGCAGCCAUGAUGUUCACUGUCACCGGCAGAGUCCGUGAGACGGGGGAGUCUAUUGUCCAACAGCUGAACUUCCGACUCCGGACCCCCGACCUGCUCAUCACCCCGCUGGGUGUUGCCGUGGUGGGAAAGGCGGUGAAGGUAGAGGUGUGUCUGAAGAACCCCCUGCCCAUCUCCCUCUCGGGGGUGGUCCUGCGAUUCGAGGGGGCUGGCCUGCAAGGUCCGAAGGCCUACAAAGUCGGGAACGUGCCGCGGCAGGGGACGGUGACGGUGACGGAGACCCUCCUGCCCCGCCGGGCGGGCCGGCGGAAGCUGGUCUGCAGCCUGGACUCUCCGCAGCUGACUCAGGUGCACGGUGUGGCCGAGCUCGAGGUGCGGGAUGCCUGAGGAGGGGGUGCACGCGGGGCCGGCAGCAACGGCGCAGAGGCCCGGAGCCCCGAGCCUGACCCCCCGGUCAGAUGGCCAACGUCCUGCAAUGUGACUGUGUUCGGAAGCACUUUUCGAGGGUGGGGCCCAUCCAGCCCGACUGCCCCUACCCCCCCAACCCUUCCCCCUCCUGUACAUCUGAACUUCAGCUCGAACUUAAGUGUCCAAGCACAGUAUUUAGUUGUCUGGUCUGUGAGCACCUCUCUCUUCGUGCAGCUGCUCAGGACCAGUUGUUUCGUCUGUGGAUUUUUCCAAUAAAAUCAAUUCAGCAAGUUCAGAUUUUGUAUUAUGUUCUUUCUCAAUUCCCCAUUGCAGACCCAGUCAGUUCGGAUCAGUGCAACAUCUCCUCCGCAAUCUCCAUCAGCCCAGGCAGGAGCACUGCAGGGCUGGGUGCUCAGCCCCCCGCUCGACUCACUCGACACCCAUGACUGUGAGGCUAAGCAUGGCUCCAAUGCCAUUUUCAAGUUUGCUGUCGUAGGACAAAUCAAGGGUUGAGAUAAUUCAGCAUACAGGAGCGGGAUUCAAUAUCUGGCUGGGUGAUGUCACAAUGACCUCUCACUCAGUGUCAGCAAGACCGAGGAGCUGACGAUUGACUUCAGAGGUCUAUCAGCUGGUCCUCAUCGGUGGACCAGAGGUGGAGAGGAUCAGCAAGUUUAAAUUUGUCACUGUCAUUAUUCAGAGGACCUGUCCCGGGCCUAGCUUGGAAGAACAAUCACGAGAAAAACACAGCAGUGUCUCUUAAAGGUUUGCAAAGAUUUGGCAUGGCAUCUAAAACUUUGACAAACUUCCACAGGUUGGCAGUGGAGAGUAUUUCGACUGGCUGCAUCACAGCCUGGUGUGGGAACACCAAUGCCUUCGAAUGGAAAAUCCUACAAAAAGUUGUGGAUAGGGGCCCAGUCCGUCAUGGGUAAAGCCCUCCCCACCACUGAGCACAUCGACAUGGAGUAUCGUCGCAGGAAAGCAGCAUCCAUCGUCAGGGACCCCCACCACCCAGGUCAUGCUGUCUUCUUGCUGCUGUUAUCAGGGAGAAGGUACAGGAGCCUCAGGACUCACAACACCAGGUUCAGGAACAGUUACCACCCCUCAACCACUGGCUCUUGAACCACAGGGAAAACUUCACUCAACCUCACAUGCCCCAUCAUUGAAAUGUUCCCAGAACCAAUCGACUCACUUUCAAGGACUCUUCAUGUCAUGAUCUCAGUAUUUAUUGCUUAUUUAUAUAUUAUUAUUAUUUCCUCUUUAUAUAUUUGCAGUUUGUUGACUUUUCUUCACUGGUUGAACACCCAAGUUGGUUCGGACUUUAACU